UGGGGAGGUCAACUAUUCCCCUCCCAAAUGCACCUGCUUCAGGUGAGCGGCAGCAGAAUUAGCCGCCGUCUCGCCCAGGCGAAAGGGGUCGGUGGCAUGCGACGGUGCUCCUUUUCUCGCGUGGCUUUUGUCAAGAGGAGCUUGUCCAGUGAGGGUUUCGAGCUUGUGCGCGGACCCCCGGCAGAAUGAACAACCCCAUACCUUCCAAUUUGAAGUCAGAAGCAAAAAAGGCAGCUAAGAUUUUAAGAGAAUUUACUGAAAUAACGUCCAGAAAUGGUCCUGACAAAAUCAUACCUGCCCAUGUAAUUGCCAAAGCAAAAGGCCUUGCAAUCUUGUCUGUUAUCAAAGCUGGAUUUUUGGUAACAGCUCGAGGAGGCAGUGGGAUCGUACUAGCUCGCCUGCCUAGUGGAGGCUGGUCUGCUCCGUCUGCCAUAGGAAUUGCUGGCCUUGGUGGUGGAUUUGAAAUCGGUAUUGAGGUAUCAGAUCUUGUAAUAAUACUGAACCAUGAAAGAGCAGUUGAAGCUUUUGCAAAAGGUGGAAAUCUUACUCUGGGAGGAAAUUUUACGGUGGCAAUUGGGCCUUUAGGGAGAAAUCUAGAAGGCGACGUGGCGCUGCGGAGCUCUGCUGCUGUGUAUACCUAUUGCAAAUCUCGAGGGCUAUUUGCAGGAGUUUCUUUGGAAGGAACUUGCUUAAUUGAAAGAAAGGAAACCAACAGCAAGUUCUAUGGCCGAGAUAUUCGUGCCAGCGCCAUUCUGUUUGGGGAUAUUUCUCCUCCUCUUCAGGCACAAGAUCUUUAUGAUAUCCUUGAGUCUUUUUCUCUGCAAUAUGAAGUUCAGGAGGGGAGAAGCUAUAGUAGUGCACCAGUGACAAGAGAACCAAGGAAGAUUAAUGUAAAGCUACCGUCAAGUAGGAUGUCUCAGAACAUUCCACCAGAAGCUCCAAGAACAUCAAACAGACUUUAUCCUGAGCUUCCCAGGGACUCUACUGCAAUGGGUAUAAAAUGUAAAUACCUGAAGAGGAGAAUCCCGUACAUCCACAGAGGAGUUCCGUGCAAUUCAGAAUUCUCCAGGGAUGCAAGAAGCUUUCCCCUGCAGAUAAUAAUCCCCUCGACAUGAAGACAGCGAGAAUGAUGACAGAAGCUCCCCCACAACAUCUUUAAAAAGCCACACGUGCUACUAAUGAAUGCAGAGGGCAUCUUUCUACCUACCUAUCUACCAUUUUUUCUUUCUGCCCUCACACAGCAUAUAAUCAUCACUGGAUACUCAAAUAAUUUCUGUAAUGAAGUUUAUAAUAGGUUUAUAAUAUGCGAUAUAUGUAAUAUAUAACAUAGGUAUAUGUAAUAAGUUUGUACUAUGUUAUUCUUAACUUUAGAGUCCCAUCAAGUUCUUCCCCACAUUAGAUUUCCACUGGAACCUCUAACUGCCAUAGGAUUCCUUGCAGACAGUCAUGAUAAUGCUCCGUGCAUCUUUUUCAGCUUUUUGUGCCUGCCUUCUGUCUGUCUGUCUGUCUGUCUGUCUCUCUCUCUCUCUCACACACACACACACCCCUCAUUCAUCCACUCCUCUUAACAAGUUGGGAGAAGGAAAGAGUUGUCUCCAUUCAUCACCUAUUUUCUCUUGGGCCACUGAAUCACAAAUGUGGCUAUCAACUUCCCUUGCCAAAACUAAACCAAUAUUACUGCAGAGCACCCAAACUCAUAGUUCUACUCACAGAGAUAUUUGGACACUGCCAGAUGGAGAGUCAGGUAAUGAAAAGAGUUUGACAGAAUAAUGUUAAAUUUCAUAAAAUAACAUUUAUUUUGAAGUUUUCUUGGUGAAAUACAUGGGUAACAGCACAAAGAGUUGCUCUGAAUAUAGAUUAAGCGAGUGCUGUACAAAACAUAUAUCCCACAGUCAAUAAACAAGGAAUCUUAUACUUGUUAGGGUCAAUCCAAUGUGUUUUGCAUUAUGUACCUAAGGAGGCUGAACUAGCUGCUCUUCUGAAAAAUUGAUUAUGGAAGGACAUUACUUUGUAUUUCAGUGGAUGCCAGAGGAAUCAGCAGGCAUUUGAGGAAAUAAAAGCAAAACUGUGUCAGGCGCUGGUUUUGGAGUAUUUUGAUGGAUCCAAACCAGUGGUGAUGGAGGCUGAUACAUCAAAGGAUGUGUUAGGGGCAUGUUUAUUGAAGGUAGAGCGCAUCUCUAUUUAUUAGGCUCCCAGGGCCUUGAAUGCUGUGGAACUAAAUUAUGCUCAAAUAGAAAUGGAGUUGUGGCUGUAGUUUAUGCACUAAAGAAUUUCCAUCAGCAUGUAUGUGGAAGAAUGGUGAUGGUACAGAUGGAUUACUGGUACAGAUGGUUUCAAGGAGUUGGAAACCAUUUUUAGGAGGCCAGUGAGUAAUGUACCAGCUCACAUCCAGUGUAUGUUCUUACAAUUACAGUGCUAUCAGCUGGAUGGGAGAUAAACUUCAGGGAAAUCUGUAUACAUAGCAGAUACAGUAUGUUGUCAAGGAUCCUUCAGCAGAUGAAUCAAGUCUAGUGAAGGACAAAUGUGCAGUAGAUGUGUUGUUUGGAGAUACAGAUAUGAAGGCCUUGCAAGAGGCUAAUAUCCAAGCUUUACAGUAACAGGGAGUUAUAAUGUUUAUUAGAAAAUAAUGGCCAAGGUAAUGUGUCUAAGAAUUAUAUAUUGGCCAUAGAUUCAGUCAGACAUUGAGUAUAUAGUAACAGAAUGUUUUCUUUGCAUGUCAUCAGGAAUCAGGAGUUAUUACUAUUACACAAGGUUCCAACUCUUCCAUGAGAAAAGGUUGGUGAUGUUUUUUGAGCUUGAUUUUUGUCUACGUUUGUUAAUGACUGAAGACUCUUCUAAGUACUCAGAGGUUGUGAGCUUUGUUAAUAAGGCAACAAAGGCUGCGACUGAUCAAUCAAAAGCUUUUUUUUUUCCUUGACGUGAAAUUCCUAGUGUGUUGGUAAGUGAUCAUGUUCUAUUUUCAAGUCAGGAGAUCUGUCGGUUUGCAGUCCUAAAGAAUUAGUCAGUGCUUCUCUAGUCCUGGAUAUCUAAACUUUAAUGGCACAGUAGAAAGCAUGAUUCAAUCUAUAAAACAUUUCAUGAAAAAAAAUAGAAAAGUCAAAAGGAAAUUUGUACAUAGCUCUACUGGAAUAUUGGAAGACCUCAAUCACAGCACAGAUUUGGAUGAGCAGGAGGUUGAGAAGUAUACUUUUGUUGUCAGCCCACGCACUCUGUCCCGGUAUAGUUAGGGAAGUAAGGAAUUGAUUGCAACCGAAUCAAGAAGUACAGGCCUGAUGCUGCAGUGAGCUAAACCCCUUCAGGAAUUCCAGCAGGAUAAAAGUAUGAGAAUGCACACCAAGAUAGGGUGGGUAUUUGUGGAUGUCAUUAGGAAGUGUAACCAACCAUAGUUAUAUGUAGUAGUGACAGCUGAAAGGCAGAGGCAUUGGUGAAACUGGUGCUCUUCUUCCAGAGAGAUAAAUGUGCACUGGAGAAGGUGAUGUCAUGGUUCAGCAGGAUGAUGGAGAGCCAGACAUACAGAUGAGGGCUAAGGAAACAAAUAAGAGGGGGAGAACAUCAUGAGGAGCAUUGUAAGUCAGAGGUGAGGCACACCUGGCUCUUUCUGAGCCAUUGGCUGGUGAAUGAUAACCCAAAGUUGUCUUGUGUCAUGAGGAGAUGCCAGGCUCUUGGCACCUGAAAGUAGCAUUUCCACUGAAUCCUUUUUUCCCCACAAGAUUUAUUAAAAGGAUAACAGAUACUGUUAGAGAAAUUUCAACCACUGGACUCCUUUCAUUUCAGAACCCAGUUAUCUUUCAGCUCUUUGGGGUGGAGACUUCUUCAAUUUCUUUCUACCAUCCCUUCUCUAACUAAACCAGUGGGCUACCUGCCUGUUUUCUUAUAUAUGCUUGAACUUGUUUCUUAUAUGUAUAUAGAACACUGGGGGGGGGGGGGGGAUUGACUUCUCUCCGUCCCGAGAAUCUGAUGAA
Python bivittatus (Burmese python) is the source of this 3962-nucleotide messenger RNA. Lineage: Eukaryota; Metazoa; Chordata; Lepidosauria; Squamata; Pythonidae. The record is from RefSeq and is a predicted model, not a curated record.